GCACCAGCACAUCUGGAACAUCCUCAGUGGAAGGAGCAGCAUGAAGUGCCUAGCAAUUCUCUUCGCUGUUGUAGCUCUUUCUGAAUGUUUUGUUCAGAUUCACCUGCAGAAAGGAGAGAAACCUAGAGAUAUUCUCAGGAGGAAAAAUUUGCUGGGAAGCCUCCUUCAGAAACAUCAUUAUGACAUUGGUACUAAGUAUACAAAACAGUCUCCAUUUGUUUUCAGUCCUGAUCAGCUGGCUGAUGAACCGCUAUUGAACUACUUAGAUACAGAAUAUUAUGGAACAAUCUACAUUGGAACACCACCGCAGGAAUUCACUGUUGUGUUUGACACUGGAUCAUCAAAUCUCUGGGUGCCUUCCAUUUUCUGUAACAGUCGAGCAUGUGCAAGGCAUCGACGGUUUAAUCCAAACCUUUCUUCUACUUUCACGAGCACACAACAGUCUAUGUCCAUUCAGUAUGGUACAGGAUACAUGGAAGGCAUGUUAGGAUAUGACACAGUGAAGGUGUCCAGCUAUAUUGAUACCAAUCAACCAUUUGGUUUGAGCACCAAAGAGCCAGGAAAUGUUUUUACCUACGCAGAGUUUGAUGGAAUCCUGGGCUUAGCCUACCCUUGUAUUGCUGUUGACCAAGUAACUCCUGUCUUUGAUAAUUUGAUGCAAGAAGGUUUAGUGCAACAAGACUUGUUUUCUGUUUAUCUCAGCAGAACCGCAUCUGGGAGCGUGAUCACUUUUGGUGGAAUAGAUCAGUCUCAUUAUACUGGUUCUAUUAACUGGAUACCUGUUAGUGCACAAGGAUACUGGCAGAUUUCAGUGGACAGUGUUUUAGUGAAUGGCCAGAACAUUGCCUGCAGUGGUGGUUGUCAAGCAAUUGUUGAUACAGGUACUUCCCUCUUGGCUGGCCCACCAUCUGACAUAAAGAACAUCCAAAAUGCCAUUGGAGCGUAUCAGGGGCUGAAUGGUCAGUAUAUGAUCAGCUGCAGCAAUCUCUCCAAUAUGCCUAAUAUUGUUUUUGUGAUCAAUGGAAUCCACUAUCCACUAAAGCCAUCAGCCUAUACUCUGCAGAUGGCCCCAGGCUAUUGCAGCAGCGGUUUCCAACCCACUGGUCAGGAUCUCUGGAUCCUGGGAGAUGUGUUCAUAAGAGAAUACUAUAGCAUUUUUGACAGAGGCAACAAUCAAGUUGGCCUGGCAAAGGCAAUCUAGAAAAAAUUCUGCUUUUUACAAUACUGAAUACUGUACCUGUUUGUUUAAUCAACCCAUCCAGUUGUAUUUCAACUUCACAGCAAUGAAUUGAGCUAACUCUAGUCAUGUCCUUUUAAACAUAAUAGCUGAUACAUUUCAAUAAUUUGCAAAUAAUAGCAUUAUUCAGGUAGCUCUGUUCACCACUGCAUGCAAAAAAAUAAAUAAUACCUUGUUCCAAA
This is a messenger RNA of Candoia aspera, 1419 nucleotides long. Its product is annotated as embryonic pepsinogen-like. Gene Ontology annotation, molecular function: aspartic-type endopeptidase activity. The coding region runs from base 41 to 1201 and encodes 386 amino acids. Lineage: Eukaryota; Metazoa; Chordata; Lepidosauria; Squamata; Candoiidae. The record is from RefSeq and is a predicted model, not a curated record. The transcript is spliced from 9 exons. Gene Ontology annotation, biological process: proteolysis.